Molecule: messenger RNA, 448 nt
Organism: Electrophorus electricus (electric eel)
Lineage: Eukaryota; Metazoa; Chordata; Actinopteri; Gymnotiformes; Gymnotidae
Source: RefSeq, a predicted model, not a curated record
GCUGCAGCGAGCAGACCUCAAGGACAUGCUGACCGAAGGCCAGAACAUGACUCUAUUUGUGCCAUCGGAACAAGCCAUCGGCAACCUGAACAAAGACGACCGGGAUUACUGGCUGGCCGUCAGCAACCUUCCAAGUCUGGUCAAGAGUCACAUGGUUUCUGGGUUCUUUGCUUUGGCUGAGCUCCGGAGUUCACCUUCUCCAGAACUAGUUUCCCUUUUGAAAAAGACACUUCCUGUUUCCUGGACCAAUGAGACCACCAGAGUGGCUGGAGCUAAAAUUGUAUCAGGAGACAUUGUUGCCAAGAAUGGAUUCAUUCACCUGAUUGACACAGCAAGUGUUAAAAAAACCCUCAAAAAUGCAGUGGAAUCCUCGUACUGUUAUGUAGUGGAAAUGAUAGACUGGUGUUUCUUUGCCAGGUUCUCAUCUCUGAUUGUAAGGUUUACUUGA